Molecule: messenger RNA, 684 nt
Organism: Prorocentrum cordatum
Lineage: Eukaryota; Dinophyceae; Prorocentrales; Prorocentraceae
Source: the annotation of a GenBank genome assembly
AUGGCGGGCCACGGCGCCGCCCAGGAGAUCCCGGGCGCCAGAUACGCCCCUGCCGCAGCGGCGGCCCCGUACCCUGGCGGCCAGUACGCCCUGACCCCAGCGGCGGCCCCGUACCUUGGCGGCCAGGCCACUGGGCACCCGCACCUGCAGCCAGACGCCUACCGGGACUGCCUGGAGACGGACAUCAUGGGGCAGAAGUAUUGGUUCAACCCGCACACGCAGGCGUCCGCGUGGAGUUCCCAACAGCUCAUCCGGAUGAACCAGCAAUUCUACGCUGGCCUGAGCUACGUCCCGGCGGGCCCGGGGCAGCAGCACGGGCCCAAGGGAGAGCUCGGCUGGUGGGUGUGGCAGGGCGCCGACGCCGGGCAGCACAUGGGAUGGACCAUGGAGGCGCUCUGGAAGAAGGUGCAGCCCAGCAUCUCGGGCACGGGCGAGGGGGACCGGCCGGCAGAGCCGCAGGAACAAGGCCUGAGGGCGGACUUGGACGUGGAGGAGGCGGGGCAACCGCAUAGCAGGUAUUGGUACAACCCCAAGACGCUCGCCAACGCCUGGACGCGGGAGGAUCCACUUCACGCAAAGGUACCAACAGCUGUUGGCUCCAUGGCACCGGGCGUGUCCACCCAGGUUCGGGGCACCACCGGGCCCGUCUCACGGGCCGAUCCAGUUGGGGAAAUGGUACAGUAA